CAUUGUAAUUUUUAAUCAUUUUUUUCGAUAUUGUUUAUAUAUUGACCGAUGUUAAUUAUCGUAUUUAUACACUGAAAUACUUGUCAAAAACUUAUUUAUAAACAUACUAAUGAGUCAGACACAAGUAUUUUCUGAAUAUUCUGCGGAAACUAUGGCUGAUCACAAUCAACAACAAAUUCCAUUACAACAAGAUCAUUCAAAAGAAAUGAAUAAUAAUUCCUCAACAACAUUGAAAAAUCGUCGUUCAUCAUCAUCAUCAAUGUCUUCAUUGAGUGAUUCUUGUGAAGAAUCAGAAAAUGGCAAUGAAAAUAUUCAUCACAAUCCUUCACUUAAUCAAAAUAAACAACAAAUACCAUUAUCACCAAUGUCGGGUGUUUUGUUGAAAUGGACAAAUUAUCUUCAUGGCUGGCAACAAAGAUUCAUUGUAUUGGAAGAUAAUGCACUUAGCUAUUAUAAAUCUGAAGAUGAAAAAUCCUUUGGAUGUCGUGGGGCAAUCACCAUUAUCAAAGCAAAUAUUAGGUUGCACGAAAUCGACGAAUGCCGUUUUGAUAUCGGGGUAUACGACUGUGUUUGGUAUUUACGAGCACCAUCAGUUGAAGAGUGUCGACGUUGGGUGAAUGCCAUACAAGAACAUAAAAACUAUUAUCAAUCACUUGAUAAUAAUGUUAGUGUAUCAUCAUUAAUCAAUGGUGCAUCAUUCGUUACAUCUUCCGGUAAUUCACAGUUACCACCACCACCCUCAUCAUCAUCAUCAUCAGUAGCAACAACCCAACCGCCUGUACCAACUUCAUCAAUAUCACAGUCACCUUCUGCAGCAUCAAGUGUUGUAGGGUAUCCUAUCAAUGCCAGUGAUAUUGCUGACCUUCGCCGUCAUGAAUCAGCAUUAUCUUUGAGCUCGAUUACAUCUUGUCGAUCUUAUAAAGAACAACUAUCUGAAAUGGAAACAUUCCGUACAAUAUUAUAUCAACAGAUUAAAACAUUACAACAUUAUUUUGAUUCAUCACUUCAAUCGACUAAUAUUGUCAAUGAACACCUGAAACGACAUCGUCGUCAUCAAUCAAUGAAUGGCUUUAAUUAUCUGGAUUGUAAUAUUGAACAACAACAACAACAACAAUCGGUGAUAAAUUCAACAACGAUUCGGAACGUAUCACAAUCAUCGUCAUUGUCGUCGUCAUCGAGUGGCAUUAUUGCCGAUCAAUUCAAUAAUAAAAAUAUAACUGCAGUUGAAAACAGUGAUAGUCAAUCACCGAUAAAUUUAUCAUCAUCAAAAAAUCACGACAAUAUUUUUGUUGAUUUCAAAAAGGAAGCAUAUACAUUCAAAGCCACUACUGCAGGCAUAAUUACAUCAUUAUCAAAUUGUAUCGAUUUAAUGACACAACGCGAAGAACAUUGGAAAAAACGACUUGAAAAAGAACAACAACGACGACGUAAGACUGACGAGCAAUCAAAACGUUUAGGAGCUGAAUUAGAAGAAACUCGUCGUGCAUUAGCCGAAUUACAAUUCGAAUUACAACGUAAUACAUUACAGCCAAACAAAGAUAAAGUGAUAUUGAUUGGUGGACCAGAUUACGAAGAAGGUCCACAUAGUAUAAUCAAAGAAGAGGAAUUUUUUGAUGCUAUUGAUGCUGCAUUAGAUUGUUCGGAUAAACAAGAAGAAGACAUGCGACAAUUAAAGCUACAAACAAUGAAUUUGGAUGAGCCAUUGGAUGUCAUUCCACUGGAACGUUGUGAUCAUCCUCUUUGGCCUGAAGUUGAACGUGUCACCAUGGAUCAAUUGUAUUAUGCUCGGUUAGAAGUUGAAGAUACGCCUUCAUCAGGUGGUGGUAAUUGGGAAUUGUUUGCACAAGAUGGACAAAUGCGUCUCUAUAAACGUGAAGUCGAAAUCGAUGGUCUUGUUUGUGAUCCGUUGAAAGCAGUGCAUACAGUUACCGGUGUCACAGCACAUGAAGUUUGUCAUCAAUUUUUCUCUCCUGAUGUUCGUUUUGAUUGGGAGAAUACAUUGGAUUCAAUGAAAGUGGUAGAAAACAUCAAUCCAAAUACGCUCGUACUUCAUCAAAUUCACAAACGAGUUUGGCCAGUUGCACAACGUGAUACAGUUUUCUGGUCACACAUUCGUAAAAUUGAUGCAGAUACAUUACGGACAAAAAGCCAUCCGAAUUCUUCUGGAAAAAUGUUGCCAUACAAUGUUUGGAUUGUAUGCAAUAAUUCUGUUGACCGUCCGGAUAUUGAUCGAGCUGGAUGCCAACGAAUGCGAUUAGUUGUAUCGAUGUGCUGUGAAUUAACUAUUGAUCCACCAGUCGAUGAUGUUGCUCAAAUAACUCGUGAUCAUUUACGUUGUCGGAUUAUCUAUUGUUCAACGAUUAACCCGGGAGGAUGGGUUCCAGCCUCGGUUUUACGAACUCUAUAUAAACGUGAAUAUCCCAAAUUUAUGAAACGUUUUUCGCAAUAUUGUAUCGAUCUUUACAAAGAUAAGCCCAUUAUGUUAUAAGCAAUUUAUCGCCAAUCAUGAUUUGGUCAACAUCACUAUAGAUCCAAAAAUUUUAUCCAAAUUCUUUUCAAUAUUCAUGUAUGUAAAUUUUGCCAAAGUUUUUUUUUGUCCUCUUCACAACUUUAAUUGAAUUGAUUGAUUUAAUAAAUUUGUUUA
Messenger RNA from Dermatophagoides pteronyssinus (European house dust mite), 2644 nucleotides. RefSeq names its product ceramide transfer protein (gene cert). NCBI's taxonomy places the organism in Eukaryota, Metazoa, Arthropoda, Arachnida, Sarcoptiformes, Pyroglyphidae. Gene Ontology annotation, biological process: ER to Golgi ceramide transport. Gene Ontology annotation, molecular function: lipid binding. The record is from RefSeq and is a predicted model, not a curated record.